CUCAUAACUCCAAUACCCUCCCAAUAAGAGCUUAUACUGUCAACUACGGUGAACCGAGACAAUCGACCUCCGCCCUCCAGCUUUUCAACCGCACUCGAUCCCCGCCGCGCAAGCAGAUCACCCACCAUGUCCGAGGACCGCCUCUGGAAGUUCCGCAGGCCAGAAUGGCUCAACAGCAUCUGGGCGCGCAACGCGGGAGUUUACGGCGCCGGCGGUCUUUUCUCCCUCGCCUUCUACAUCCUCCUCGACUCGGCCGUCUGGUCUAAGUCGGCGCUCAACGGCUCGACCAUCCACGUCACCUUUGUCGACUGGCUACCCUUCAUCUUCAGCAGCCUGGGCAUGCUCAUCAUCAACAGCGUCGAGAAGGCCCGCCUGUCGGCCGACAGUUUCAGUUACUCCGGCUCGGGCGUCGCGUGGAAGGCGCGCGUCGUGCUGUUUCUGGGCUUCGCGGCGCUGGCCGGCGGAUUAGCUGGAGGGGUCACCGUCUUCGUGCUCAAGUUUAUCGUCCCGGGCGUGCCGUUCCCCGCGUUGACUAUGGGGGUGGAGGUCAUGGUUUCGGCUAUGAUAGUUGGGCUCAGCACGGUCAUUCUCUGGGUCAGCCAGAACAUUGAGGACGAAUACAGCUACAACCUGAGUCUGUGACAUGGGUUGUGAGACUUCCAAAGGAGGGGAGAAGAUGGUACGAACUGAAACGGAGUUACGGCAUGGAUUGGAAGGGCUAGCGGUCAGUUGUAUCUGGCCUUAUUUGCAGAUUCGUGCAGAGUGCUGAGGCGCCUUUGGAUACGAUGUAUGAUCUAGACCCAGUCGGUUUUUACCAUUCACCUUUCGACCAAGUUGCGGCCAUCUCCAUGGCAGUGCGGUUGUUAUUGGCAGGCUGUUGUCGGCUAGGUAAUUGCACAGACUAUGAGGGUGACUUAAACACCCAAGUCAAACGCCUUGUGCAUCUUCGGAGUCAAGCAAGCUUACGCGACGCAAUUGACGAGCACCUGAUGGAUAUGUGCCCUUGUCUCGAACAGGACAACACCUUUGAUUGUAUCAGAGUAUGCCGAGGAAUCUGAAAGAUGUCAGUAAUGAUCAUUAGGUUACCUGCACCUAGCCUUCG
Parathielavia appendiculata is the source of this 1102-nucleotide messenger RNA. Its product is annotated as UPF0220-domain-containing protein. The record is from RefSeq and is a predicted model, not a curated record. Gene Ontology annotation, cellular component: fungal-type vacuole membrane; Vps55/Vps68 complex. Gene Ontology annotation, biological process: protein targeting to vacuole; late endosome to vacuole transport via multivesicular body sorting pathway. The transcript has 3 exons. Lineage: Eukaryota; Fungi; Ascomycota; Sordariomycetes; Sordariales; Chaetomiaceae. Bases 127 to 642 code for a protein of 171 amino acids.